Alternaria alternata is the source of this 2793-nucleotide messenger RNA. RefSeq lists its product as hypothetical. The transcript has 2 exons. The record is from RefSeq and is a predicted model, not a curated record. Bases 115 to 2676 code for a protein of 853 amino acids. NCBI's taxonomy places the organism in Eukaryota, Fungi, Ascomycota, Dothideomycetes, Pleosporales, Pleosporaceae.
ACGGAGCUGUCCCCACAGAGUUGAUCGACGGCUUCACAGAUACAUACGGCAAGUAAGCCGCGAGACAUCCUACGUGAACAUUCGCUGACGAGUUUAGGUGCCCCUGAAGUAUCGAUGAAGCAGUCGAAUGGAACGCUGUCUAGUGUUACCCAAUCCAUCGAUAUCUGGUCGUUCGGCUGCGUUCUAUCGGUGGCGGCCACAUGGAUUGCAUUAGGCUUCCAGGGCGUUCGCCAAUACGAAGUCCUACGAAAGUUGUCUCCGGCCAACAAGGUUAAUGGGCAAAUUUACGAUCGGUUCCAUAACGGCUACGAUGUUUUGCCUGAGAUCAAGCAAUGGCACGACUUCCUACGAGGACAUCUCCGCCCUUCCGACACAGCCACUCCUCUGGUCCUUGACCUUAUAGAGCUCAAGAUGCUGCAGCAGGAGCCCCUGCGCAGAAUCGAUACUAGCCGACUGUGCCAAGAGCUCAAGCACCUCCUAAGAUCUGCUGAAGACAGAAUUAACGAUCUCGAACACAAUUCGAAAGAUACAGAUGCUAUAGUUCUGAGAGCACUUCUCGAAGUGGAACAGACUGCUGAGUUCCAAAGGUCGUCUGAACAGACGACCAACCCUCUACAACAACGUUUGAACGCUACGACAGAUGCGCCGCCAAUUGAUCCACGCCCAAGAUCAUCUAUACAGACACAGAAAGAAGAGAGAAGAAAAAGCAGAAGAUUAGGUCUGACACCAUACAGGCGGGAGAUACUGCAAAGCGAGCUAGCAGAUCGAUCCUAUGUCAUCAGCGAAGAAGCCAAUUCGUCCACCAAAGAGUACCACCGCGGUGAUACAACCGAAAGUCCUAUACAAGAAAACUUUCCAGAGAGUCAAUAUCCAACGUCAGGAAUUCUGAAAGAGUCGUUUCCGAGUGCUGGUGCUAUCGGUAUCCACACCAAAUCUGACCACGGUCAAGAUACGAUACCGUCCCUCACAUUAUCCGUACCAACAGCAGAAGACAACGGCGUGCUCCAAUUGCCUGUAAAAGCGCAUCACGACUUUGGUCCUCGUGGGCAAGGUCAUGAAGAAGGCCUCGACGCGAAUCACGCAGGAUCAUCUGAUGCUAUUAGUGAUCGAACACAAACCUUUCGGUCAACAGAUCAGAAGUAUGAGACAAAUCUGAAACCAUUGCACUCCGCUACAGACCCCUCGAGUUCUUCGAAACACAAGGAACUCGUCAUGGAGGAUACCUCUGGGCCAUCAUCAGAACCUGCGAGUCUAUCGCACUCCGGCGCACUCUCGAAUAGUAUCACUCUGUCGGCUGAGUUUACUCGGUUCAGAGGUCCACAAAACGAAAGUGACGGUAUUGGGCACUUCAAACAUGUCGGCCAUCAAGUAGAGACUCGUGGAGACCUACCCAGUCACAGAUCGAGAGACGCAGAGGUACUUCACAAUUCCGUGCACAGCCAGCAACCGGGGACCUCUGUAUACAAUCCGCCAAAUCACGCGGGAUCUGUUCACGAAAUGCCAGUGGUACGAAGUCCUGAUCCCGGACUCCCCCACCGUCUUGAUUCCAGUGCAACGAGCCCUCUAACAGACGGAGUCCUUCAAGGCCUACGAAUUGUGAGUGAGGCCGCACCGUUUGAUCGUGAGCAAGACAGAAACAGCGCUAUUACAAACUUUGAAGACGUUCCGUCCGAGGUCUUUGAUCUACCGUACGAUGUCUGUCAGCAGCGAAAGCUUCUUGAAAUGGGGACGCCCAAAGGUAUCCGGGCUAAGGUCAAGAGCAAAUUUGGCUGGGAGGAUAGAAAACCAGACUCUAAUCUUGCUCCUACUUUUAGCGUUUCCCGUGAUCUAGUCUUGAUCAUUGAUAACGGCGCAACGAUGUUCCAACACUGGCCAAUCGCAAUGUUCGUAGCAGAGACUCUUGCUAUGAAAGCAGCGGGGUUAGAUAGAGACGGUAUUGAUGUUUACUUUACGGUCGACGGAGAUGCACACAAUCUUAAAGCUCUUGUCGGGGACGGCGGAAGGCAGCGACUGAGGAAGGCUCUGCUGAACGCGGCGCCGGAUAACAUAGACCACAAAGACUCGCAGACCAAUAUGCUGGAAGUCCUCUUCAGGAUCGCUGAAAAUUGGAGAACCAAAGGCAAGUCGGCAACCACCCUCUUGGUGCUUACGGAUGGCCUUUGGAAGAAGACAAACAACGACGUGUUCGAUGACGCCAUCAUCGAUCUUGCUCAGGAUGCUGCUCAGGCCGCAAAUUUGCGCACAGGCAAUCGCCCCUUCAGUUUUCAGUUCAUCCGUUUUGGCGACGAGGGCUAUGAGCGACUGCGCUACCUCGAUGACCAGCUCUGUAAAGAGAGGAACAGGGGCAGAGAUAUCAUCGACCAUUGUUCAUGGCGUACCAGCGUCUACAAGAUGUUCAAAGGCAGCAUCGAUGGCUUUCAUGACCAGAGCGACGCUGAUGAGCAGGAUAUGAAAUACUACUACCCAGCCCUAGUCGCGCUCUUCAAAGCUUACAACGAAUCGAACCACCUACAAGAACGUUCGACCGGGUUCUUGUCGCCAACCUCGCCUACACAGUCGCCUCUCGCACGUACCUUCAGUCGGUCAUCUAACUCUUUGAAUUGGGAGAAGCACAGAUCGGUGCCAGAGACGUCACCACAAAGACGUAGCUCGCAUCGCAAAAUGUUUUCACAGUAAUUCUGGACGACAUCCGCCUGAUAUGACUCAUGAACGCAUAUCACGGGCUGGGGAUCUUGAACAUCUGUGGCCUUGAACAAACUAAUGGCUACGCCCACCCAUCUUCUUCAUUCCUUU